Messenger RNA from Astyanax mexicanus (Mexican tetra), 3093 nucleotides. It is a transcript of the gene gpr143, whose product is annotated as G protein-coupled receptor 143. The record is from RefSeq and is a predicted model, not a curated record. Gene Ontology annotation, biological process: regulation of calcium-mediated signaling; G protein-coupled receptor signaling pathway; melanosome organization. Gene Ontology annotation, cellular component: melanosome membrane; plasma membrane. Gene Ontology annotation, molecular function: L-DOPA binding; L-tyrosine binding; L-DOPA receptor activity. Lineage: Eukaryota; Metazoa; Chordata; Actinopteri; Characiformes; Acestrorhamphidae. The transcript has 9 exons. The coding region runs from base 36 to 1286 and encodes 416 amino acids.
UCCUCCGUCCUCUGCUUCACUUCCUCUCCGUCAGCAUGGCCUCCCCACGCUUGGAGACCUUCUGCUGCCCCAACCGAGACGAUGCCACUGACUUCAUCGUCAACUUCCAGCCCGUCUUCUUCGGCGCCAUCUGCAUCGGCAGCGCCGGCCUCAGCCUGAUCUUCUCCGUCCUGCAGAUCCUCCCCAAACGCCGGGGAUACCGCCGCCUCGGCCAGUACCCCCUCCCCAAACCCGCGUCUUCAUCCAGGAUCCUCUUCAUCAUCAGCAUCUGCGACAUCCUGGGCUGUGCAGGAAUCAUCGUUAGGUCGUCAGUAUGGCUCGGGCUGCCCGGCCUCAUCGGGGAAAUCUCUACAUCCAACAGCAGCGAGGCCUGGCCUGAGGUCUUCUGCGUGGGGAGCGCUAUGUGGAUCCAGCUGUUCUUCAGCGCCUCCUUCUGGUGGAUGUUCUGUUACGCUGUGGACGUUUUCUUAGUGGUGAAGAGAUCCGCGGGGAUCAGCACCAUCGUGCUGUAUCACAUGAUCACCUGGGGGCUGGCUGUGCUGCUGUGUGUGGAGGGCGUGGCCAUGCUCUACUACCCCUCCAUCUCCAGCUGUGAGAACGGUCUUCAACACGCGAUUCCACACUACAUCACCACCUACGCCCCCAUGCUGCUGGUGCUCCUGGUUAACCCCAUCCUGUUCACCCGCACCGUGACUUCUGUUACGUCACUCCUGAAGGGCCGGCAGGGGAUCUACACCGAGAACGAGCGGCGCCUCGGAACCGAGAUCAAAAUACGCUUCUUCAAAAUCAUGCUGGUGUUCUUCAUCUGUUGGCUCCCCAACCUGAUAAAUGAAGGUCUGCUCUUUUACCUGGAGAUGCAAACCGAUAUUAAAGCCAGUGAUCUGAAGAACGUCCGAAACGUUGCCCUCAUCACCUGGUUCAUCAUGGGGAUCCUGAACCCCAUGCAGGCGUUUCUGAACACGCUGGCGUUUCACGGCUGGACUGGUUUGGACGUGGAUCUGAGUCUGCAGCCGCGGCGGGAGCUGGCCUGGGACUCCGCCUCCACCUCGCUGGUGACGGCCGGCGGCUACAACACCAUGGUGGCGUCGACGCUGCUGUACCAGAGCCACGUGCAGGAGGGCAAGAAGCUGGCGGGGAACGGGCACCACCAGGCGUCCGACGCCGCCAGCGUCCUGUCUGAAGGUUCAGAGUCUAGUACGAUUGAGAUCCACAUAUCGAGUGAGCUGAGAGACGGAGAGGAGGUAGACGCUGAAGCAGAAUCGCUGGAGAACUCGAUGAAGCACUAACAGCCUAUAAAACUACUGAAAUACUGCUGCCAGACGCUCCUCUUUUCACUCGUCUUUAUUCAGACCUUACUGUGUUUUUAUUUAAAGCUUAAUACAGUUCUACAGAGCGUCUGUGGUGACAUCAUGUAAAAAAGGCUCAGAAGCGUUUCUGAGUGGAGAAGAAUAUGGAUAAAAUAUAGUGUUUAAUGGUACCAGUGUGCUGAACCACCAUCCCUGCUAAGACUAAUAUAUAUUUAUUAUAAAAACUGGGGUAUCGGGUCGCUUUACGCGGGAGUUCUUCUUCUUCUGUUCACGUCAUGCAUCGUCUUUACGUACUUACGUCACACGUACAGCCUCUAAAAGAGGAUCCGGCUCAGUUUUACUGAACGCGAGCGGCUGGUGGAGCAACGGAGACUUCAGAAGAGGAAACUCAGAGCUCAGUAGCUCAUUCACUCAUAGUAAAACCAAAGAAACGAAGGAGUGAAGAUUCUCUCUCUGACUGAACAUGACCUGGAAUCGGAUUCAUCCGCUCUGAAAGAAGGAGACCGCAUCACACCCGCCCAGUUUAAAAUGAUUCUUCAGCAUGCUUGGUGCAAUUACCCAUUCUCACCAGAGAGGCGCUAAAUCCCCUAAAUCUCAAAACUUACCGAAAAAAAUCAGCUUUAAGGUAAAUUAAUGCAGAUGAAGAAACUAAAUAUUAUAUCUAAGCUCCUUUGAUCCAAGGAUAAUCUUUAGUAAGAAAAUGGAGAAUAAACUGGUUUAUUAUCUCGUUCCCACGCCUUAAUAAAUCAUAGCCACGCAUUAUUAUUCUUUUUUUUUACAUGAUGUCACUCUUUAGGGGCUCUGUACAGUUUAACUGGAAGCGUGUAUUCAUUUUCAUCACUUAUGAUUUGUUUUUCACUGGAGCUUCUCAGAUUCCACCGCAGGUGAACAAAAUCUCACCUGGAGAUCAAUAUAAGAGAAGUUUGGAAAAGUAUCACGAUUGAUCACUGAGGCCGUUUCUCAGUUUAGGUUCUUGUCUGUACUUGUGCUCUUAUGGACUCGUGAAACGUCAUCAGUCGCCUGCCAAGUUUGCAGUUUAGUUUACUAAAAAUACCCAGAUGUGUUCUUGCUCCAUAGUAUCAAAGUAUGUAAUGGCGUAAAAGAAAGUACCUACCGUAUGUGACAGAUUAUAAGGUGCACAAUCAAUAAACGUCUAUUUUCUGGUACAUUUUAAGCAACAAUAGUAAGGAACACGGGUGUUGCCAUGUUCGCCUUCUAAUUCAGCAAACAGAACUGUAAUUCUUAAAAAAAAAACAUUUUCUUUUAAAGUUAAACGCUUAGCGCUAGUAAAUGUCGCCCGACAGCGCUACACUGAGGAACCCCCGAGUGUUCCAUUAACCCAGGGCGCUAUCAGCUAGCGGUUCGUCCAGCAUAGCUAAUCAUAACACAGUAAACAUGCAGAGCUAGUGCUUAGCACGAUUAGCGGCUAAUGCUAAUACUGCUCCAUCCUUAGUGCUGGAGAAACUUCACUGAAGUGGCUUUACUGCUCCUUGAUACCUGAUUGUUAGUAUUCAUUCAUACCGUGCACUGAAUCUGAGCCCAGUGAUCAAUUUUAGUUUUUACAGAACUUUUAUUUCAAGUAAAAAUAUUUGAGUCAAAAAGUCAAAACUGUACAGCAAACUUUACCUUUUUUUUGUGUUAGAAAAAUGUGUAUAUAGAUGAGUAUAUGAAAGGUCUUUCACUGCGCUGAACUUUUAAACUUAUGUCAGUAAUGAAGAUUGUAAAGAUGAAUGUGUGUUGUUAUUUUUUACAUUUCUACUUGUCAUUAAAGAACAUUUUAAAUUUG